AAGUAAAUGUUAAUGCUGUCCAUGCAUUUUGAGCUGAAGCAAGCAUUGGGGGCGGGGUUAGAGUUUUUAGAAAGAAGACGUUAUUCAGUUCACCUUUUUGUGCCUUUUUUGUUUUUCUCCUCAGUUCACUAUUUUACUUUGCUUCCUGUUCCCUGUCUCUUCUGUCGGUUCACCCUCAUAUCAUUCUUUUACCCUACUGCUUUUAACCUCCCUACCCUCCUCUCUCCUCUCCCUUGGUGCUGGCUUUAGCUGAUUAGAGUGGCCCUGCUUGCUUUGAUUAAUUGGAUGAGUCUUGUCUCCAUGCCAGACUCCUCUUCUCUCCUCUCCUCAUAUAGAAGCGGCUAAAACAAACACAGGGCUUUUAAUGGUGGAGCUGACUUCAGGAAAGCGUGGAGCCAUCUCUCCCUGCUCACCCUGUCAACCUCCACAAUGUUUUAACCCGUCCUUCAGGCCUCAAUAACAAAAACAACAGCCCAUUCCAUCUCUAUGGCUCUUUCUCCCAACUCAUUUGUCUCCUCUCCAUCACUUUCUUUCUGUCAUCCUCCCCAUUUCCUCCCUCCAUACUUGCCAUUCUGCUGCCUAUAACUGAAUUCCCACUUCAAAAGCUCGUCUCUGAAAGGUCUCUAUAGGCCCCCCGUGGCUCCUCAUCUUUCUUCUUUUGCUCUUUUCCCCGUCUCCCUCGUUUUCUUGUUUUCAUUCAAUCUGCUGUGCCCCUAGCACCGCCACGGCAGAAGCCACACACACACAAAAUGACACACACAAAACCCAUUGUACCACAGACGAGUGAAUGGCUGCCCUGGGAAAGUCAAAUGCCCCGUUAUUCAACCCCAGCAAAUACAAUGUCUGGAAAUGCAGUGCCAACCACAGAGCUGAGGCUUUCUCAGAAAUGCAGACAAUCACACCAGCUAACAGCUUUUGUUUUUCGCUCGGUCCUUCUUCCUUUCUUUACAGCUGAAAGUCGGAAAAUGCUAAGGAGGCUGUGUGUUUGUGUGUGUGUGUGUCUGUGUGUGUCUGUUUGAUAAUGCUAACCAGGAAUGAUGAACUCUAUGCGAUGUGGAAGAAUAAACAGGCAAAAUAACUCUAUAACAGCGCGACGCUUCAUUUUGUAAAAACACUACAUGAUGAAUGACUUUGGUUCUGCUUUGUUGAGGCUAAACUGUACACGCCCUGUUCUUGUGAUCACUGAGGCUGAACAGUUACUUUUUUUGUGUGAUUAUCUCCUGCAUGUUGUUGUGCUCGGCUGGGGGAAGGGAGGUUUGUUACACUGUAUGAAUAUGUCGAUGUUUUUGGGUUCCAGUAUAGCACAGGAAUAACACAAUGCAUGACGACGGCCUGGCUGUGAGCCCGGUGCAGGGUGGUGAUGAGCAGUCAGGGCAGCGGCAGCAGGGGAAGUGACCAGCACGCGGACACUCCUCCCCCUCGUCACGCCCCUGGACCCAAGCUGCAGGUGCAGCGCUCCCUCUCUCGUGACACCAUCACCAUCCACUUCUCUGCGCUGGGGAAGGAGGAGGACGAUGAGGACGAGGAGCUUUACGGGGUUCCGGUCGGAGCUAACUCUGGGCUGGAAGGGGCAGAGGCACUGCAAGGUCAAGCAACCGCUGGGGCUGAUGAACAGUCUGUCACGGCAGGCUUGGAGGCAAAGGAGGAGCUGCUGUUUGAAUCCACGGGAGAGGAAUCCUUCUCUGGAGCUGCUGUGCUCCCCGUUUCAUCUACCACCCUCCCUGUGCAACCCUCCGACCCUCACCCACACACACCCUCUGCAGCCAUGACUAUAAUCCCCACCUCCACCCACUCCCACCUGAGCUCCAGCCCACCCACCAGCUCCUCAUGGCCCUCUGACCGACCCACGGCUAACCCUUCAUCAACAAGCUCCAGCUCCUCCUCCCCUUGUAAGUCUGCAGCACUGCCGUCCUCCAAGCCUUUCCUCAGCCUGGUCAGGUCUUUGUCCAAUGAAGUUGAAUCUCGAGAAUCCACCCCUGCCACCACUGCCGCACAACCCCACGCACGGCACCGCCACUUAAUGAAAUCCUUUGUUAAGUCUCUGUCCACAGACACUUCAAAAGCCGAACACCAAGAAGGGCCUCUUCAUCACUAUCUUCAUCAGCAACAGCAGCAAACACAGCCAUCGCACCGGCCUCCACCUCGCAACAUGCAGCUCUUCAAGCAGUUCUCCCAGCCCCGUUUAUCCUCCACCCCUGUAAUUGUCACCAAAGUAGGCGGAGACUCCAAAACAGCCCCUUCUUCCCCAAUCAUGUCUCCGGAUGGAAGGUCUUUCUUCAAGGUCCAAGAGGUGGAGGCCAAGAUAGAAGACACCAAGCGGCGGCUGUCAGAGGUGAUGUCAGACCCCCUGCAGCUUUUUAGUAAGAUCAUCGGGGAUGAGUCUAGCGUGGGAGCUGGUGGAAGUGUCACUCAUCGCGCCAAAUUCCUGUCCUCCAGUGCAUCAGAGCUCAGCGGUGGUACGGCAAUGAACGGACAUGCAGAGGGUAACAGCAGUUACAGCAUCAAAGAGGAGGAAGGGACAGAAGGGGAUGAAGAGGAAGAAACACCCACAGGAAAGGGCCCAGACUCUGUCUUUUUCUCCUUUCCAUCACUGACACCAGCUCCAGCCCUCAGCCAGGCCUCCUCGUCCACUCUCCACAAGUCCUCUUCUCUCACUCUGGGCCGCUGCUCCAUGUCAGCCCUGGUAGCACGACAGGAAGACGAGGACUUCUGUGAACUGUACAGUGAGGACUUUGAGUUAUGUACUGAUACAGAGACACCAGACGGGGAUCGUCCUGGCUCCCGGCAGCCGCACACCGGUAGUGCUGGUUUGUGCAGUGAACUUGAUAUGGAGGAGGAGAAAGCAGAGGAGGAGGAGGUUGACACUGUGCCUGUGAACGGCCUUGUCUUCUUAACACAGUUCAUGUACUGGUACUUAGUCCUUCCAGUGCCACCCUGCGUAUGUGCAGUGGUGCAUGGGAUAGCAGCUGGGUUCAUGUUGGCCUUGCUGGUCCUUUGGCUGUCCUGUCCCCGGCGCUCCUCAUCGGGCAUGAGAAGAGGGAGGGGAAGGAUAGGGAACUGGAACGUGGCCCAGUUGGAUAUAAAAGAACCAGGAAUAUUCAAGGGCUGGAUGAAUGAGAUCCACAGCUAUGACCCGGAGAUGUACCAUGCCACCCUGACCCACUCCGUUUACGUCCGUCUCGAGGGCUCAGUCUUGCGUCUGUCCAAGCCCAACCGGAACAUCUCCCGCCGCGCCGCACACAAUGAGCCCAAACCCGACGUCACCUACAUCAGCCAGAAGAUCUAUGACUUGACUGACAGCAAGAUCUACCUGAUGCCCCAGAGCUUGGCGAGGAAGAGAGUUUGGAAUAAAAAGUACCCUAUUUGCAUUGAGUUGGCCAAGCAGGAGGACUUCAUGUCCAAGGCCCAGGGAGAGAAGCCUGAAGGUGGGGAGGACAAAUUAACAGGGCCGGGUGAGAAGCUGGACAGAACGGACAAAUGCGAGAAAGCUGAAGGAUCAGCAUCAGCGGAGGAAUCCAAGAUAUCGGCCUCUGGAGGAGGGGACCUGACAAUCUACCUGUUUGGGAGGACGGGUCGGGAAAAGGAAGAGUGGUUCCGGAGAUUUCUCAUAGCGUCGCGGACAAAGUCAGAUGGGAGAAGUGGCAGUCUGCCCGGCAUCUGCAAGAGUGCCUUCCUGCUCUCCCACAGCCGCAGUAGCAGCACCCAGUCUGGCGGAGGCCAGGAGGCUGACAGCAGGAGCAGCAGCCGGGGAAGCCUGGAGGAGCUCUCGCAGUCUCGUGCCAGAGAGAUCUCCUCAGCUCUCUCGGGUGGCUCUGCAGGAGCGAUGAAGCAGAAGAUGCUGUUGGAGUAUAAUGUCUACAUGGCCAAAUAUGUCAACCCCCAGGCACCACAGAGAAGCCCAGCUGCCACUGACAGCCCCGGGAACAGCCCCGAGAGCAGCCCCGAAACUACCAAAAAGUUACGCAGGAGUUCAGAGGAGACCGUGGAGCCUGAGGCCUGGGUCAACGCUUUUCUGGGAAGGAUAUUUUGGGACUUCCUAGGAGAGAAGUACUGGGCCGAUGUAGUCUCCAAAAAGAUCCAAAUGAAGUUAAGCAAAAUCAGGCUGCCGUAUGUUAUGAAUGAGUUGACUUUGACAGAGCUCGACAUGGGCCUUUCCAUCCCGAAGGUCCUCCGUGCCUCCAAACCGUCUGUGGACCACCAAGGUCUGUGGUUCGAUAUGGAGGUCUCCUACACGGGCUCCUUCCUCAUGACCCUGGAGACCAAGAUGAACCUGGCCCGUCUGGGGAAAGAGGGCGAGGGACUUGGGGAGCACGGGAAAGAAUGGCCCAGGCCACGGACAUACUGUCUGGCAGACAGCGAUGAGGAGUCGUCAAGCGCUGGCUCAUCGGAUGAGGAGGAUCCCCAGGAACUCCUCAGUGACAGACCUAUUCUGCCCGGCGGCGAGGGCUUUGUGGGAGGCCACAGGCCAAGCAAGAUCAUGCGCUUUGUGGACAAGAUAGCCAAGUCGAAGUACUUCCAGAAAGCCACAGAGACAGAGUUCAUCAAAAAGAAGAUGGAGGAGGUGUCCAACACACCCCUGCUGCUCACUGUGGAGGUGCAAGAGUGCCGUGGGACGCUGGCUGUCAACAUCCCACCUCCCCCGACGGACAGGAUAUGGUAUGGCUUCCGGAGUCCGCCUCACCUGGAGCUGAAAGCACGGCCUAAACUUGGCGAGAGGGAGGUCACUCUAGUUCACGUGACCGACUGGAUAGAGAAGAAACUGGAUCAGGAGUUCCAGAAAAUAUUUGUGAUGCCGAACAUGGAUGACUUAUGGCUACCCAUAAUGCACUCUGCCAUGGACACGCGUUCAAAUGCCAACUUGGUUACUGUGACAAAUGAUGCCUUGAAGGACCCUGAACCCGACGAGUCUGAGGUCUCGGACAUGUGAAGACUGCUUGUUCAAUGACGAUGGACAUUUUUAUCACCGUGCCAAUAUGACAAGUCCCCUGCCCCUCAGAAACCACGGAUGCAGCCAUGGGCCGUGGGCCAGCUCUCCAAUAUUUUCACCUGAAUCCCAGUCCCAUUGCCGCACCAGUCUGUGGCCAUUCAUUAAGCACACACGGAGAAGUGCUGCCGAGCUCGCAGUCAACUGUGGCCACCAAAAGCAGAACAAAAGAAUUGUUUUAUUUGUGUGACAUCAUGUGAUUCAUUUUCUGAUGAAAAUACGUGCAGAGACUGUGUAACAAAUCGAGCGUGGCGGUGGAUCGACAAAUAGCCAUCUGAUUCUACCAGAAGAACCAUAAUACCUGUGAUGUACAGCUGCACCAAACGUGGUAGUUGUACAGUGUAAACUGUUUGUGCAACCUCUCUAACCGGGCGGUUUAUUUAUUGUUGCUUGAAUUCUACAAGAACUUCUGAGGCCAUUUGAUGAAGUUUGUGAGUCUGAUUGAGGAAAUAAUCCUAAAAUGUAGAGAUGACUUUGCUGAAAGCCCCUUCGUCUAUUAACUACACAUUUCACAGGGGUAUCAGGACUCAUUUUUUCACCCAUCCACACUGCUGCCUGUGCCAGCCGCCUGGCACAUACUAUAUGCAAACAGAUCAAUGGCGCUGUGUCCAUCGAAGUCAGUUAAAAGCCACCGUGGACACUUUAUCAUGACGUACAGCCUGUGUGCUUUUUAGUGUGUGGUAGGGAUUAGAGCUCAAACUGACUUUAGUGGGGUGAAUUAAAGUGUAUCAGCAAACAGCAGCUAAACAUUGCCUAGGUCUGAUGAAUGUAUAAAUAGGAAUGCAGCGCCCUGGCUCAUUCAAGGAAAAGCUCAUUCACUGACAACGUGCUUCUACGCAACAUGCUUCGAGACUUCUUUUUGUGUUCUAUUCAGAGGUGAGUGAAAAUAAUGUUGUGGUUUUUCUUGCCAAAGCAAUCUUUCAGUCCAGUUUGAAGGGAACUGUGUGAGGUAAACAGUGACAAAUAAGCAAUUGAUUGAUUACCCUGUGCCCCCACUGAGGCCACACCAGUGAUAUACACUUGAAGUUUGGAUAAUUGUAGCUGGAACUUCAUAAGACAGGUUUUUUUUUUGGAGGGAGCAGCAAGAGACAAACUCUUUCAUAGUCAUAACGGCCAUUUUUAAGUCAUAAACUCUCUUCCUGUUUUAUUUGAAUAGGUAACAUACUGAUAUUAGCCAUAUAAUUUUAUGUUGUCAGCAGACAUCCAGCUAAUGAAUGCUUUAAAUUAUUUAUUGAUUCGCUGUUAUUUAUGUACUAUAAACAUUUAAGAGGAAUAACUCCAAUAAACUACAUUUGUGAUCUGCCAAGACGCCCGGCUGCUUUACAGGGGACUUUUACUUUACAUGUUUUACAUUAAAAUGUGUGUUGGCAAAGUGUAGAGGCAGAAAGUGCCUUUAAAAUAAAAACAUUCCUCCAUUGUGAGCCACCACAUUUGUUACAUUGGAUGAGGAUAGAGAUGACAGAGAAAAAAAAAUAUAUUUGUGCCAUUACUAGUCUGUUAAAGACGUGCCCUGUUUUCACAAGUUUCGGUGUUGUUCAUUUUUCAGUGAUGAAAAUAUCAAACAUUGCUGUUGUGUUCAGUGAUGUCACAGAAUGUGAUGGUUCUGAUCAUUGUGGAUCAAUAAAACCUUUUGCUUGUAAAGAA
Scophthalmus maximus (turbot) is the source of this 6628-nucleotide messenger RNA. RefSeq names its product testis expressed 2 (gene tex2). Lineage: Eukaryota; Metazoa; Chordata; Actinopteri; Pleuronectiformes; Scophthalmidae. The record is from RefSeq and is a predicted model, not a curated record. The coding region runs from base 1361 to 4927 and encodes 1188 amino acids. The transcript is spliced from 12 exons. Gene Ontology annotation, molecular function: lipid binding. Gene Ontology annotation, cellular component: endoplasmic reticulum.